AUGGCUAGAGGCACAUUUCUCGGGAGGUCGCGUACACUCCGCCAAGCCGAGGGCAUCUCCGCCCCAGUUCUGAAGCACUCCGAUGCGCAGCCACGCAAAGAUCUCAAGUGUAUCGAGGAUGGCGCAAACCAGGGCCUUCCGCCGCCACCGCCGCCACGCGAUUUCCAUCGCCCUGGGACAUCGGAGAGUCGCCAUAAGAAAAAGCUUCAGGCGCUGAGCCCAGGUCUCAUCACGCAAUACCCCCCGCUUCCGGCAUCGCCCAUUUCCUCGCCGACAGGCACUGAUUAUGCCGCGAAUGGAAGUUUGAUCGGUGUCGCUUUAGGCAGUCCUCGGAUGAUCGAGACGCACAGUCCCUUGGCACAGGUGCAAGUGCAGGAAGCCCCUCCUGUGAUGCCUGCAGAAAAGCCCGCAGAACCCCAACCCCAACCGCGACCGACUUUACAGCGCAAGCCAAGUAAAUGGAAGAAAAUCGGAGGCCUGUUCAAAGCCAAAAACGCCCUGGCUUCCGCCCCCAACCAGCCCUUCUAUCAGGUCAAGCUCGAAAACGAGUUUCCAAUGCAAGGCUCUACGUUCUCGUUUGACCCCCAGCCAAGAGCCAAACUCGAGCACCCUGCCAGUCCUAGCUCUGAACUGGAGGCCUGGCCGUCUGUGGCAUCAGAGAUCCAACCAACCGUGCCACAGCCCAAGCAGCAAGAUGCGAGUCCUCCGAACGUGCCGCCCCAGGAUAAGGAGCAAGCUUCUGGCCUCGGGCCGUUGUUGCAUGUCGAUAUCCCGGAUAUCCAACUGGAGCGAUAUAGUGUCAUGUUCGGAGGCGUUCUCAGGAAGAACAGGUCAUCCUCGGUGGAUAGGCAAAGCCAAGCCUUCCAUGGCGUGAGCGCACCAGACACAGAUUCUGCGGCCUUGCCGGACUUGGUUCCGCCUCCACGACGGGCGUCUUCCCCGACACGGUCUAAAUCUCCCAGCUUUACCCUGUUCCCCGCGACACAGGUCACCAAAGCCUCGAAGCUCCUUGGUAGUCAGAACAUCCCCCGUGGUCCCAGUCCCAUCCACAAAAGCCAGGCGUCGUUGGCCGAGUCCCGUCAGGAGGACAUGUCGAAGGAAAAGAAUAGUGUCGUCCUCAUGGUGCACGGCUCACACAAGCCGCAAAACUCGAUGUCCUCGUUCCUUUCGUCCACCACUAUCGGUUCAGAUGAUGAAGAACUGCUUCUACAGAAGCUGAAACCAGUCCGCAACUACUUCGACGCGAAAGAGCCCGAAUGGGAAAUCAUCAACAGGCGCACAUCCCCGACGGAGCAAGGACCAGGGUCGAAACAGCCGCCGAAACUAGCCAUCGACACCCAAACGUGCGCUUCAUCUGAAACCGCCAAGAGCGAAUCGAUUCCGUCUCCUGCAAACACCCCUGCUCCGGACCACGGCCCCCAAGAAAUGAAGGAGUCCGCGUCCCCCACCAGAAGUGAGAGAUCCUCUCCCGUCGCGCCGAAACACAUGGCCCGCCGCGACAGGAACAGCAGCACCAACAACGCCACCGACGCAAAGCCCACCGAGCCCACCGAGCCAACCAACCCCGCCCCCGCCGUCGAAAUCUCCAUCGCACGAUCCGUCUCCGUCUCACGCGACCGCUGGACCGGCGACCCCCGGUUCCCUCCGACGGCGAGCACCACCACCACCCCCACCACCAGCAUCACCCCCCACGGCCCCGCCUUCGACCAUUGCGAAAUGCGCCCGUUGAAAUGA
Aspergillus heteromorphus CBS 117.55 is the source of this 1734-nucleotide messenger RNA. RefSeq lists its product as uncharacterized. The coding region runs from base 1 to 1734 and encodes 577 amino acids. The transcript is spliced from 3 exons. The record is from RefSeq and is a predicted model, not a curated record. Lineage: Eukaryota; Fungi; Ascomycota; Eurotiomycetes; Eurotiales; Aspergillaceae.